UUUAUAUCUAUGGUUAUCGAUGAAAUACCUAAUAAUUUUUCAGAAUUCCAAAUUUGAAGAUUUUCAAGGAAGACCUAAAAUGGUGUGAAGCUUAGGCCCAGAAGAACAUAUAGGCCAGGGCUAAAAACCCACCCACCUCCUCUGGCACUUAAAGACCGAUAGCUCGGGUGAAAAUUUGGCUCCAUCUAUGUUUCCUAGUUCUACUUCAGCUUCUGUCUCAGAAACAGAACAUCAUUUGAUCUUCAGUUUUCUCUCUUCUUGUCUUUCUAUCAAGGUACGUGAUGCUCAGUUACUGUUCUCAAAGGGCUAUCUUUAUUAGUUGUCUUUAAAAGCCUAUGCUAGUUUUUCUUGUUCACUAAUGUUGAAGGGACCAAAGCUCGCCCCUGUGAGCAAAACCCUUCAAAUUUUUAUCAAAACCCAGUCUUUAUCACUUUUUCCAUCUGGAUUUGUUAGAAAAUUCAGUGGUUUUAACUCAAAAGAUAAUGAGUCGGCACAUGAGACUGAAUGGGAAAGAUUACUCAAGCCAUUUGACCUUAAAGAACUUAGAAGAUCUUUCAAUAAGAUUACACCAUUUCAACUUUGUAAACUUCUUGAAUUGCCACUCGAUGUGGAAACUUCAAUGGAGAUAUUCAAGUGGGCUGGUGCCCAAAAGGGCUAUUGCCACUCAUUUAGUGUGUACUAUUUGUUGAUUGAUAAGCUUGGGGCAGCUGCGGGUUUUAAGGUUAUAGAUAGGUUGUUAUUGCAAAUGAAAGAGGAGGGGAUUGUUUUUAGAGAGUCCCUUUUUAUUUUGAUUAUGAAAUAUUAUGGAAGAGCUGGUUUGCCUGGACAAGCAACUAGGUUGUUAUUGGAUAUGAAGGGUGUUUAUUGUUGUGAACCAAGCUUUAGGUCGUAUAAUGUUGUAUUGGAUGUAUUAGUAGUUGGUAAUUGUCCUAGUGUUGCAUCCAAUGUUUUCUAUGACAUGUUGAGUAAGGGUGUUUCGCCAAAUGAUUAUACAUUUGGGCUGGUGAUGAAAGCACUUUGUAUGGUUAAUGAGGUGGAUAAUGCCUGCUUGCUGCUUAGGGACAUGACUAAACAUGGUUGUGUGCCAAAUUCGAUGAUUUACCAGACUUUGAUAGAUGCACUUUCCAAGAGAGAUAGAGUCGACGAGGCCUUGAAACUUUUGGAGGAAAUGUUCUUGAUGGGUUGCCCGCCUGACGUCAAUACCUUCAAUACUGUUAUUUAUGGUUUCUGUAGGCUCAAUCGAGUUCUUGAGGGAGCAAAAUUGGUUGACCGGAUGAUUCUCAAGGGAUUUACCCCUAAUGACAUGACUUAUGGAUACCUAAUGCAUGGAUUGUGUAAAACAUGUCGAAUCGAUGAAGCUCAGGCAUUGUUGAGCAAAGUCCCUGGUCCAAAUGUUGUGCAUUUCAAUACACUGGUUAAUGGAUUUGUGAGGAAUGGAAGAUUGAAUGAAGCCACAGCUUUUGUUUAUGACAAGAUGAUAAACAAUGGCUAUGUUCCUGAUGUUUUCACAUUUAGCACACUUGUUAAUGGCCUUUGCAAGAAGGGGCUUUUUGGUUCUGCUCUUGAAUUGGUUAAUGACAUGGAUGCUAAGGGGUGCAAGCCCAACUUAAAUACAUAUACAAUUUUGAUUGAUGGGUUCUGCAAGAAAGGCCAACUAGAGGAAGCUGGUCUUAUUUUACGUGAGAUGUUAACUAAGGGAUUUAGUCUGAAUACAGUGGGAUACAAUGCCCUAAUAUCUGCCUUGUGCAAGCAUGGAAAGAUUCAUGAAGCCCUGGACAUGUUUGGUGAAAUGUCAAGUAAAGGAUGCAAGCCUGACAUAUUUACUUUUAAUUCCUUAAUUUUUGGUCUGUGCAGGGUUGAUGAGAUGGAGGAUGCUUUGGCUCUUUACCGCGAUAUGGUUUUAGAGGGUGUUAUUGCUAACAGUGUAACUUUCAACACGUUGAUUCAUGCUUUUUUGAGGAGAGGUGAAAUCCAAGAAGCCCUUAAGCUUGUAAAUGAUAUGUUAUUUAGAGGAUGCCCUCUUGAUGAAAUCACUUACAAUGGUCUAAUAAAGGCACUUUGCAAAACUGGGGCUGUUGAGAAGGGACUGGGUUUGUUUGAAGAAAUGAUCAGGAAGGGGCUAACCCCCAGCAUUAUCACUUGUAAUAUUCUGAUCAAUGGCUUCUGUACAGCUGGCAAAGUACAUAAUGCACUAGAGUUUAUGAGAGACAUGAUUCAUCGAGGUUUCUCGCCAGACAUAGUCACUUACAAUAGCCUAAUUAAUGGUUUAUGCAAGAGAGGACGCAUCCAAGAGGCUUUGAAUCUCUUUGAGAAAUUGCAGGCUGAAGGAAUACAACCUGAUUCUAUUACAUACAACACUCUGAUUUGCUGGCUCUGUAGAGAGGGAGCAUUUGAUGAUGCAUGUUUUCUUCUCUAUAGAGGUGUUGAGAAUGGCUUUGUACCUAAUGAUGUGACAUGGAAUAUCUUGGUUUACAAUUUCGGUAAACAAAGUAACUCAGAGGGUCAGACCAUCACCUAUGCUCAGUUUUCGUGACAGAAAGGUAGCUUCUGCUCUUGAAAGAUGGAAUCUUGUUUGGCCUACUUUAUAAUCUAAAAGAAACAUGUCCCAGUUGGGACAUCAGAAUUUCUGCUUGGAUAGGCCAUUGGCUGCUAAGAAUCGCUGGGAUUAUAAUUUAUGGGCUCUGGAAAUAAUCUUUGGUGAAAGAAAUGAGCGUUCGUUUUGUAGUGAUCAUAUUGUGUUUUGUUCACUUUUGGAUUUUUUUGAACGUCAAAGGGUUCAUGCUUUGCCUGCUGGUGGGAUUUUUGGCUGGAUACAAGUAAAGGAGAUAGGUACUAGUUUGAGCCAGUAAUUAUUGAGGUGGAAGGCUUCACCUUAAUAAUGUCUGCCAACAGAAAUCUUUAAUAGUCCAAACUCAAGUAUUUAUAUGGACUACUGUCUAGGCUGUUUCAGCAGGAUCUCUCCUUUCUCUGUGUUUUAGUUAGACACCAGAUGAAAUUCUAGGCACCAAAGGUACCAGACCAACCAUUGUCUUGGAGAGGAACUGAUCUUUAUAUCUUAGCUGAUUGUUGAAAACAUUCCAGAUUUUGGUUUAAUCAAAUAAAGGAUGCUCGAGAAGCUCAGAUGCCGAUGGUCUCUCGAAUUGCUGGACAAGGCACUUCAGCCACAGGCCUCACAUACACAAUUCUCUAUGAGGAUGUUGCCCAUCCAAACUCUCAAGUGUUGAACUCUCCCUAUCUCCAUUGAUAUAGCACAUUAAUAUCAUUGAAUUAAAUAUUUGUUUAACCUUCUUCCAUUAUUAAAAUUCAAAAUUCAAUGUCCA
Populus trichocarpa (black cottonwood) is the source of this 3320-nucleotide messenger RNA. Its product is annotated as pentatricopeptide repeat-containing protein At5g64320, mitochondrial. The coding region runs from base 359 to 2533 and encodes 724 amino acids. Gene Ontology annotation, molecular function: protein binding. The transcript is spliced from 3 exons. The record is from RefSeq and is a predicted model, not a curated record. NCBI's taxonomy places the organism in Eukaryota, Viridiplantae, Streptophyta, Magnoliopsida, Malpighiales, Salicaceae.